UAAAUAUGCAGAUGGUGCUAAUCAGCAAAGAGAAUCCUCUAGCUUAGGCCUAACUGGCCAAAGAUCUUUUGCUUCUCCAACACCAUAUGAGGAAAGUGAAAAAAAGACUUUUGUUCCUUUUGCACCAUUUCUUAGUGGCUCUGCUCAUAUCUUUCCAUCAUUUGAGACCAAUAAGCUUGAGGAUAAUCGUAAGAAGAGAGUGAAUUCUAAUAAUUUUCCAUCAAGUGGUGUGGGUAAAUUCAGUUCUGCUUCAAACAGCAGAGUACAUUCUGGAUUUGAUUGUUUGCCUGCCUUAGGGUCCAAGCGAAGAAGUAACAGUUUAGAAUCUGAUUCGGUUUCCAGCGGCAGUUGCUCCAGCAGUUCUCGUCCAACUUCACCCAUUUUUGAAGGGGAAGUGGGUAAAGCACAGCUACAGGGGAACAAAGUUAAACGCAUAAUUGUCCCACCUAAAACUUGGUCAAAAUUACAAGAUGGAACCUGGAAAGUACAGGCUGUUAGUGAUAAGAAAGAUGGGUCCGUAAUUGUUUUUAAGUCAAAAAGUGACUCUUGCAAAGACGUGCAACUAAUCCCUGCUAAGCCAUCUAUUAUUGGGAACACUUGUGACAUUUUAAAAUCAGAAAAUUUAACUGCAGAUGGCAGUUUUGAAAUAACUCCUAUUGGUUAUUUACCAGAUAUUUUAAAGAGUGUUUUAGCUCAAUCAUCUUCCAAUGUCAACAGUGAAUCUAUCAAGUCACACAUUGAUGCUAUAAACAAACAUUUGUUGGCAAUAAAUAAGACUCUCGGGGUCAGAAACGCAGUGCCACUAGCAUUAGUAAAUUUAAGUUCCAAUUUCAAAGACACUAGCCAUUCUGUUUCAUGCACUGAGCUACAGAUCACAGGCCAUGAAAGAUUCAAUAAUGAAAAUACAGUAUUAAGCCCUAUUGCUUCAUCUGAAUCAUCCCCAGUCUCUGGUUUGUGUGACAUUAAUGACCUGGAUUUGUAUAAUGAGACUGGAUCAAGGGGUGCUGUAGAGCUGGAUGAUUAUUUCUUGGAGAAUAUUUAAUGUGAUCAAUUGACUUGUAAUAAGGAGUUUUCAAAAGUCAGUUGGAACAAACUUUUGUACUUUGUCAUGUUUUUUGUGUAAAUUGACCUUUUUCAAAAGGUUCUUUUAAAUAAAAAAAAAGCCAACAAAAGAGCUCCACUAUGCCAAUCACUGGGAAUUUAAAUCAAGAAAAUUCACCUGAUGAGCCUGUGGGUGAAUAUGGGUUAGAUACCUCUCAGGUUACUGGACCUUCCACUGACCUAAUUCAAGCUUCAGACUGUUCUGGGGCUGAGGUUUCAAGUACCACUGUAGAUCUUGACCCAUCUAUUGAAUCAGCCCUAACUCAUUCUACUGAAGGUGCAACUACAUUGGAGCCUGUGCAGUCGACCUCAUCUAUCGACAUAUCAGACUCAUUAGAUGGCUUUAAGGAUGAGGUAUCAUUGCCUAGAGAUUCUGUUUCUAAGGCUAACAGCAGUGCCUCGGUGACAUCACAAGUCAGUAAAGGUUUUCAAGAUGCAUUUGCUGCUUUUGCUUCUGCUUCUUUCAGGAAUGAAGAAGAAGAAGUGCAGAUGGAUACCAACGAUGAGACCAAACUAGAAACUGUUGUGUCUGCAGCUGCCGACUCAGCUGGUACGGUUUCCAUGGAGCCACUUGUAUCCUCUGCUAUUGACUCUGGUUUAGUGACAACAACUGGAGAAGAGUCAUUGGUCAAGUCUGAGCAAGAGGGAGAGGUAGCUUUUGGGACUUUAGAUGCGCCAGUCAUGGAGCAGCCAGGAGAGGUUCAGAUGAAUGCAUUCUCAGAACCAGGUGCUGACUCCCAAUCAUUUGAAUGCAACGAACAAGCACAUGCUAUGGAAAAUGUUGCUGAGCCACAAGCAGAAUCAGCUGCUGCAACUGAUUCUGUUUAUUUCAUACAAAUGACUGAUGCCACUGGGCAAGUAGUCACCUCAAUCAUAGAUCCUAAUGAUAUUCCUUCCUAUGCUGACUCUGUUGUGUACAAACAGUGUAUGUUACCUAAUGGUGAGAUAGAGACCACUAUUGUAUAUCAAGGAGGGGUGCCGGUGACACAAGAGGAACAACAAACUGAGGAUCAGGUUACAGCUUCACAGGAAACCACGGAACAAGUGGAGCAGCAAAUUAUUUAUGUUCACGAUGCAAACGGUCAACUCACUCCGAUUGAUUCUGCUCAAUCAGCGAAUGAUGUGGCUCCGCUAGGCAAACAGUUUGUAUACAUGCAGGACUCAACAGGUCGUAUUAUUCGCACUAUUAUGGAUGCUAAUCAAACAAUGGUUCCAGGACAACAAGUUUAUUACACUCAGAGUGAAGAUGGUAGAAUAAUUACCUCUGUUAUGGAUUCUGCUACUGCUGGUGUCUCUGAUGAUGGUACCCAGCAAACUGUAGAUCAGCUUUACCAGCAGCAACAGACAGAGCAGGUUUAUCAACAGCAGUUGUUGGAGGAAGCCCAGCAGCAGGAUAAUGCCGCUGGCACCACCAAUACUGUUGGAUCCACAGGAGGUUUUAACAUAGACAAUAGUAUGAGUGGCCUCAGCAUGCUAGCGGAACUGUCGCAUCUCACAGCUGGUCAAGGUAGGUCUUUUAUUUUAUACACUUAUUUAUGGAUAAAUUUACUUGAAAGCUGAAUUGUAGAAUUUUUUAUUUUUUAAAACUAUUUUUGGGUUAUUUGUAAUGAAAAGAAAAAAGAUUAAUUGCAGUUUUCGUCCUGUCAAGUUUAUCAUGGGAUAUGUGUGUUUAAUUUAAUGAAUCUGAUCGUCCUCUCACACAUUUAAUAACUUAAUUAUAUAUAGAUUUAUUUAUAUCUAUAUAUAUUUAUAGCGAGAUGUUAAUACCCUUGUUGCAUAAAGACAUUCUAAUCUUCAAUAGCAGGGCUAACUAAACAAGUAUGAGUGGCAGCAUAAUCAUUAUUUACUACAUGCUUUUUUUUUUUUUUUUUUUUUUUUUUUUUUUUUUUUUUUUUUUUUUUUUUUUUUUUUUUUUUUUUUUUUUUUUUUUUUUUGUCUAAAAGAAUUUCUUUAAUAACUUCUUUUAAUAGCUCCGGCCACAGGUGUUGCAGUGGAACCAAGGACAUCAUCAAGCACUGAAAGUAACUCUGUUGAUAUGGAUGAAUUUCGUCCUGUUGCUAUGGUUACACGACGUGUUGAAGAUGGGGAUGGAAUCAGUGCUGACAUAGCAGGACUGAAAGUUGGUGAGGCAGAUUCGUAUAAUUUCGACCUGGACCAGGGGUCUUCUUUGUCACAGGAAGACAGUACUGGUGAGCCAGUAGUCUUUACAGCCCUUCACUCAUUUUAUGUGCAUGAAGAAUCAUACGAGCCAAGACAAUAAAAUAGGUUCUUAAUGAUACGCUUCUUAAGGAUUCGCUUUAGUUCAGUGUAAUAAAUCAUUUAAUUUUUACAUUGUGCUGUACUUAAAGGGCUGUGAAGACUUAGUCAUUGGUUCAUUUCUUUUUUAUUUUCUUCUUUAAAUACACUAUAGGUUACCUAGAUGACCUGCAAAUUUAUUUUUACACUUCAACUUUAAAAAAAAAUAUUAACAAAGAUAAAGUGGCCACAUUGAAAUAUAACAAAUUAAACUGACAGCAUUUCUGCAUUUGUUGAUUAAUGUUUGAUCAAAUUUUAUUAACAAGAAUGUCAUGUUGUAAAUGUUAAAAAGUUUAAUUUUUGGGUUAUGUAGGACAAGAAGAUUCUGUUGUUGGCAAAAUCUUAUCAGAGAUGAAAAGCGAGCAUCUGCCUGGGUACUCUGUGUCAAGGGACAACUUGUUUGUUCAAUGGCAAAAUCUGGAUGCCAUGUGCUGGAUGGAUGUUGUUCUCAUCAUGCUGGUCUAUUCACCAACACUUCGCCCACUUGUUAAUCUUGAACCAACUCAUGAACUAGCUUCUACAUUAUUGAUUACACUUCUUAAAGCCAACAGGCAGGCGCAGGUACUAAACCUGUCACUUUAAUGAAAGUUUAUUUAUUUAAAAAAAACAGAAAAAAUUCUAUGUAAUUGCAUAAACUUUCACAAAAAAUGUAUAAUUUUCUUAUGUUGACUGAUAUUUUAAUUUCAAAUAGUUUUAUACUGUUUGCCGCAAGGCGAAAUCGUUCAAAUGGUUAAACUUAAAUUUCCAAUAGUAGUUAAAAUUCAUAUCAAGCUUUAAUUUGCAUGUUUUCUGUAGGUUUUGCUCCAGAACUUGCUUAAGAAGAGCAAUGGAGCCGAGAUUAGUGGUCUACAAACAGGUGCUGGAAACACAGCAUCCUUGCAAGAUCCUAAAACUUCAAAGCUGGUUUGCAAAGAAAAUAUGGAUGAAAUAGGCAAAGCUAUCAACAUAUUGUAUGCAAUGAGGGAGAAAAUCUGGCAAGCUUUGCAACCAAGGUUAAGAUGUGAAAGAGGGAAACACAAUAGUCCUGUAUUAGUGCUGCCUUUACUAGUCAGAGAGAAACCUGCAAUCAAACAAAUGUUCACUAUGAAUUACAGAUAUGUUUUCAAGGUAAUUAAAACUAAUUAGCCUCUUAACUUUCAAUUUUAUGUGGCAUUGAGGAUAUAUCGAUUAACUCCACAAAAAUACGAGAAUUAAAUUUUUUGGAUCUUGAUAUCAUCUUACCACCAUACAUUUCCAUGCAUUACAUACCUUAAAAACACAUUAAUGGUGUCUUACCAUUUUAAUAUUUUACGUUAAAGUACCGUCANAAAAUAAGCCCCCCCCCCCAAACCCCCACCCCAUAACUAUUAUUAAAUAUAAUAUUUAUAAAAUAGACAAAUAUGACGUUAAAGGCAAUUAAAGGAAAUCACAGCAAAUGAGGUAGUUCAGCUGAACAUAGUAAUUACGCCUCCCACUGAAGAUAAAGGCAAACAGUGUAUCAAAUAGGGGUGUGCCGGAUCCGUUUUUUCCAACCGGAUCCGGAUUUUCUUAUGCGAAAUCCACCGGAUUCCGGAAUAAUCCGGAUUCCGGUUUCUCCCGGAUUUUGGUACUUCGCAGAUACCGGUAAAUCUGAGGGGUUGGAUGCCUUCUGAACAGUUGGCCUAAAUGGCUAAAUGACAUUGGCUGAUACGCAUUUUUAACAAUUGAGUGAAUGAUAAUAUAAAUCAAAAUAUGAAUUAAAAUUACGGUAAAUUUUAAAAACUGAGAUAAAUUUCUAUUGCGUUAGGUAAUCAAGUGGUAACCGACCAGCCAAUCAGAGAUAGCGCAAUGCUUGUGCUAUCACUUUUUUUGUUUACACGAGCACUCUAGUAUAAAUUUAUACCUCGUUGGAGGUCACUUAAUUGUUUCACUGUAAUUUGGCGCAUAAUAAGUUUCUAUGUUGUUGUUAUUAUUAUUAUGCUUGGUGAGGAGACAGCUCCGCAGGGCAGUACGGGUAAUCUAUAUCUCUGCACCAAUGACUAAUUGCUAAGCAGACUGACGUCAGGUCGAUCAGUGUGUGUCCCUAAAAGUAUUCAUAGAAAGGCUAGGUCAGCACAGGCCUGCUGGCUUGACGCAAUUUGAUUGUCGUCUGCCGUGCUCGAUAAGGUGGCGGGCUGGCGGCCAGGCGCUUUGGCAGUAUAGUUGCUUAUUAUUUCUGUUACAACGUCAUUGGUGAUUGCGGUUAAGAUGACGUCACGAAUAAUAAUUACUCAUCCCUGCACUAUCAUGUAUGGGAUUGGGCCGAUUGGCCACUAUUAGCGGUGCUGACUCUAGCCUCUGGUAUGUUCGGAAUAUUAAACAUUAAACAAGCUCAACGCUCGAAACAAUCGAUUAAUGUAUCUUGAUCGUGUGGAAUUCGGGAAAGAGAAUUACUUUUAUUUCAGAUUAUGAUCCGGUGAGUCACAAAAUCUGGCAAAUUCCGAAAUCUGGUAUAUUCCGGUUGUUCCGGAUAGUACAAAAUCCGGCAGAACCGGAUUUCACCGGAUAGUGCAAAAUCCGGCGGAUUGUUAUUUGGCUAAAUAUUGUUGUUUUGAUAUCUAUUUAGUUCAUUUGUGUUAACACAAAGCAACAGUUAGCCAAUAAUAAUAAAACAUGUGAUAUUUUUAUAGCCUUUGAAAAAUAAAAAGUUACCAUAUAUUUCUCCAAUUUUAAGGUUACCUUUUGCUCUUUUAGAGAUAUACAUAGGUGAUAAAUUUACGGUAUGAUUAAGUAUUGCAGUAUCUAUGCUUAAAUGUGCAUAAUACAUUCUGCCAAACCCCCUUCCCAUAUUCAGUGGUAGACAAAAUUUCCUAAAUCAACACCCUGAUGUUGCUUUGAAUGCAUACAUGAAUUUGAUAUGGUCAUUCUCUACCAUUUUGUAAUAUGUUUGUAUCAGUGGUCUUAUUAAACAAAUUCAUUUACAAAUUUUGUUACUUUUUAUUGAUAAAAAUAAUGUCCAAAUAAAUUCCUUAAAGACAUUUACAAUAUUUUUUAUGAGGACUCUUAUUGUAUAAAUAUUUUUAUUAACUAAUGCAAAAUGAAACAAAGGUAUCUUAAAUUUUAUAAUUUGCUUUCUUACUCAUGUUUACUAGCAUUAAUUUUAUUCUGUGAGAGCCCGAAUAAAUAGAAACCAUUUUAAUUUCCUUAAGUGUGAAAGAUGUGGCUACUCUCAGGAUGAUAGCCAUACAAAGAUUCUUCCUAGUAUUCCAGCAGUACCAGCAGAUUUCAACAUGAAAACUCCUAGCUUUGUUAGAAAUUGCUUUGAGUGCCAAGCUCCAAAUCAGAGGAUGCUUAUGAAAUUUGAAGGGUAAGGAAUUAAAAAUAUAUUCCACUUAAAAGUUCCUGCGCCUCAUAUUUAUAAAAAAUAAUUAAACAUCUUAAAGUACACUAUUGAAUUGUGUUGAAUCUAUUUUGUAAGAUUAAAGUUGAAAUUUAUUUUAUAAUUGUUUAUCUCUUUAUUACUACAGUCUGCAAGAUUUUGUACAGAUGCAUUUUGUAAAAGGUUUGCCUCACAACCGCUUUGAUGAACUCAGCUUUGAUUUCAAUGAUGACCACUAUGAAGUGACAGCUGUGGUUCAUUACAAAAACAACCCUGAUCAUUUUAUUGCAUGGGUCAGAAAUGCUCCAGGUAGGGAUGAUAUUACAUUUUGAAAAAAGGCCAUGCGACCUUCAAAUUAAAUUUUGAGUAUUACUGGCGUGGGGAUAUCAUUCACGAAUAUAGAAAAAAAAAACCCACUUAACUGACGAACUGUGGCAUGCAUUAUUCUGUGGUGUGGAGCUUUUCAGAGCGUUAUGAGUGCCAUUUGAAAUUGCAUUAAAUGACAUAGAAAUAUUGAUACAAGACCCCAAUCAGUAUAUAUUUUUAGAAAGGUAAAUGGAUGGGGGAUAAAGUUGCCCACCCCGUACAAAAUAUUUGCUCAGUGUCCUUGACCUUGUAGUUCUCUAGAAAAAAAUAUCGACACAAUGUCUUGCUUUCAAGUGCUCAUAACAUCAUUAAUUUUUAUAGAUACACUUAAAACACAAAUAUAAAUGUUGUAGCCAAUUCAUUUAUCUUUCAGAAAAUUUAUAGUUUGCUAAGGUUUUGAUUGCAAUUAAACCUCUGAAAGCAAUUUUAGUAAUUUAGGUCAUUUAUAUAAGAAACUGGGACCCCUGCUAAAACCAAGUACAAAAUGCAAAAUCUCAGGCAAAAUAGUUAUUAUUGACUAGUAAACAUUUAAAAGGGAACUGUGGAACUGAUUUGGGUUGUUUAACUAUAAAAUUUAUUAGUUCUGAACUAUAAUCUGUAGCUUCCGUGACUAAAAUUCAGUCAGUCCUUGCCCAACCUCUAACAGUAGCCUCAGUAGGCCUACUUCAGUAUCACUAAGACUAGUAUAAAAUUCACGAGAAGAAUAAUCUCAACUGAUAUCGUUAAAAUGUUAAAAUAAUCAUCAGUAUCACUUAAACCUCUCCUAAAAAGCUUUCAAAUAUAUUUCUAUUAGUUCUUGCACUGAUGGCCCAGCCAUAGCUUCAACCAUUUUAGCUUUAAAAAAAAACAGCGAUAUUAAACUCCGAUUAAAAGGUAUUUAUUUUUAAGUUAUCAAGAAACAGCUUGAACAGGAAGAUGAUUUAUUUUAUUAAUAAAAGUAAGUGGCUAUAAUUCCGGUUAAAUAUUGGAUUGGAAGUUGCUAUCGGACCGUGUUUUUUAACGGGCGAUUUUUUCGGUUGCCACAGUACAGAACGAGAAUGUCGGCUGACCACAGUUCGUGGGUUAAGAACGAUGCCCAGAUCCAGCUAUGAAUGAAAGAUACUGUUAUCAUUGGAGAAGUUUUUUUUUUACCUCUUGUAUAAUUUGCACUAACUAAGCCGGCCAUGUCUUUUAUAAUUGAGAACUGUGGUGGUAUAAGGUGCAUAAAUAAAUUGGACCAUUUUUCUUAUAGCUGUCUGCAAAUCAUUGUAUCACAGUUAGAAAAAGGGUACACACUCCUACGAAACUAUAAGUCAAUAUGAAUGAGGUUAGGUUAUUAGACUUAACUUAACAGAACCAAGGCUUUACCCAUUGUAGCAUCUAGUUAUUUUUUUACAUAUUAGGGUUCGUUAGUUAAAUUUUAAAAAAUACAUAGAUUGUGAAUAAAAUUUUUAAAAAAAUAUAGAUUGUGAAUUGAUUUUUAAUUAAUUUCCACAUAGGUUCACACAAAAGGUGCUAUCUAGGUUAUUUUACUAUCCUUUUAGAUUAAAAAUGGAUUUGCUAAAAAGAUAUAAAAGUCCCCAAAUUUACAUUUACCUUAGAAGUUAGGCCUAGUCAUUGAAGAUAAAAUCUAAAUUUUAACUAUGGAAUAAUGUCCCAAUUGUUUUAACUUUAUCAUAUAUUCUUUUACAAGCAUUACAAGUAAUAUAAUUAUCAGCAUUACUCGCUUUGGUUUUACAUUAGGAUGAUAUAAUGGUGUUAAAUUUCAUAAUGUUCUAGUAAUAAAUUGAAAAUUGCUGUAUUAAAUGCAAAAUUGAAAGCUCUUAAGCUCUUUAACUUGAGACCAUAGUUAAAUAACUAAUUUGCACUAACUAAGCCGGCCAUGUCUUUAAUAAUUGAGAACUAUGGUGGUAUAAGGUGCAUAAAUAAAUUGGACCAUUUUUCUUUUAAUUAGCUGUCUGCAAAUCAUUGUAUCACAGUUAGAAAAAGGGUACACACUCCUACAAUUGCUAUCUAGAUUAUUUUUUUUCUAAACUUUUAGAUUCUAUAAACAAAUUGAAAAUUGCUGUAAUACAUGCAAUACUGAAAGCUCUUAAAUUCAGACCAUAAGUUAAUAAUUAAUUUGCACUAAUUAAGCCGGCCAUGUCUUUACUACUGAAGAUAGAUAUACUGAAAUAAACAGUCUAAUACCUGUUUGUCCUCUAUCUUACUUACUUUGUUUACUCUUAAAGUGAACAGUUGUUUUGCAGACCUGUUUACUCUUAUGAUUUUGGCGUACAAUGUACCAUUUUGAGAUGUCUUUUACUAAUGUAUGCUAAGACUUGGCAGUACUAUGAUUUUAAGAGAUCCGGUUGAAAAUAUAUUCAUUCCGUUAUUUUUUUGCGAUUAAAAAUAUUACUUAAAUUGUACAUUUUCGGUUGUUAGUUUUAACUUGCAUUUUCAUUCUACGUCCAACAGUGAAUGGAUCGACAAAUAUGAUUGGUUGGGGACCAUCUAUAUUAUAUCAUAUUUGCCCUGGGAGGGUAAUGGAGUGGUGUUUAUUUAGGAGAUUUUGUGUGCGGGUGGGGGUCUAAAUAUUUUAGUCUAUAAAAUUAACACCGCCAUAUUUUGUAAUGAUAGGGAUGAUGGUCAUAUUGUUGCUUUGUGUUGUUAUAACAACUCGCAAAACACAGCUACUGUAAUAUUAACGUAGUGGCCCUUGAGACAAUUUCGUCAAACCGUGGUAAUCCAUAUACUACCUACUCAUUGAGGUGGGAACAAUGUCAUAGAUUUUUUUAGAUUUUACGUACACAUGCGUAUGACUGGGGGUGGGGGUGUCUCGAAAGAAAGUAUGCUCAAUAUUAAAAAACUCUACAAUAUUAUCCUGAAAAUUAAAAAAUAGCAUAUUUAUAUCUCGAAUGCUGUAAAAAUAUCAUGCAAUGUUUUGUAGGAAAAAUCUUCAUAAUAUUGUCAUGUAUUUUCACAAAUGUACAUGAUAAAUCUGCUCAGACAGUACUAAGUAGUAGAGGUAGUACAGUAAUAUUUAGUCCACCGUAUGUACAAUGUGCAUGUGACUUAUAUUUUAUAAGACUACGCCAGUGGUUCUUACUUCUACUAAGCUUUUCGUUUCCUAGCGCCUGUGCCUAAUUUAGGUUUUCACCAGGCUCCCUAUGUUAAAUUCUAACAAGUACACUUCGAAAUAGCGAAUACAUAAACAAAAUAAAAUAAAGGGUUGGGUAACAAUAAAUAUAACACAUUUAAAUCACUAACUGCCAUAUAGUAACUGCAAACAGUAGUUACUCAGUGGGUUACUGGUGGGAGUGGGGUAGAAAAUUGCUUCAGUGCUGUAAGACGUAAUUUUGUGACAAUUAUUUCAUGCGAGUCCAAAAACAGAAUUCUCAACUGUUCCGUACAGCAACAUAAGAUUUUGACAUAUUUAAUAGGAUCUGAGAGGGCCUCAGAAAUCUAUUAUAAGAACAUGCAAAACUGUUGUGCGCAAAACUGUUGUACGAUUUUAAAUACCCCCUCACCCUAUCACUCAUUUACAACUUGUGGUAGUUCUCGGACUGUACUAUGUUAAUGGGAAAUGGGAUAAUGAUAUUGAUUCUUUUUUAAAAACGGCUUUUCCUAAAAAAAAUGAAUCUAAAGUUACUUGUUUUUUUUUUAAAAAGUCGCCCUAAUUUGUUAAUUAAAUUAAUUCUUAUUUUAAUAAAUUUUAUUUUAUGCUGAAGUGACACUGAGUUAAAACCACGUUCAAUUUCAAUUGUCCUUUGGGUGUGUGUGUUUAUAAAUAUAUAUAUAUAUAUAUAUAUAAUAAUAAUAAUAAAGUUCAUUUCAAAAACACGCUUCAUCCCCAAAGGCUCGAAGCGCGGUACAAAGUCAACAAAAAACAAAUCUAUAAUUUACCACAUUUAAAACAAACGCAACACUACAAAAACUAAUUACAAGCAUACAAUGGCAAGUCUUUCUAGCUAUUUCAACCCCAAGCAACACAGCCAUUAUGCAUUAACUGUAAAAUAAGGUAGACAAUCAUCCCAGAAGGUGUUUGCGAAAUAGAUGUGUCUUUAAAUCGGUUUUAAAGGACUCCAGUGUCUGGUUGUUUCUGAGAUCGACAGGAAGGGCAUUCCAAAUUGUUGGAACAGCAAAUGCGAAAGUGCGCUUUCCGUAAGUCUCAAGGCAAACACGUGGUGUCGAGAGUUUGCCACUAUCGGAUGAGCGGAGCUCUCUAGUGGGUACAUAAGGUGUCAGCAGCUCUUUCAGAUAGGACGGCGCCCAGAUAGGACGGCGCCAGGUCAUGUAAGCAGCGGUAGCACAAAGUUGCGAUUUUGUACUCUAUGCGAGCACGCACCGGCAGCCAGUGCAACUCUCUCAGAAGUGUUUUUGCAUGGUCGAACUUGCGUUUGCGGAGAACAAUGCGAGCCGCAUUAUCUCUCAGAAGUGUUUUUGCAUGGUCGAGCUUGCGUUUGCGGAGAACAAUGCGAGCCACAUAUAUAUAUAUAUAUAUAUAUAUAUAUAUAUAUAUAUAUAUAUAUAUAUAUAUAUAUAUAUAUAUAUACAUACACACACACAUAUACACAUGCACAUUCACCAACAAUAAUACAAGACCUGAGUAAUAUAUUCUUACUUACAUUCGAAAAAUAAUUAAGAAAAUUUAUGGUCCAGAGAAUAGACUUUAAAUAAACAUUUUUUAUUUUAAUUCUUCUCUAUAAAAGCUCAGACCUUGCAAAAACAUUGUGAACUAAGAUUCUUAUAAAAAUAAUAAUUGGUAAUGUUUAAGUUAAAUUAAUUUAAAUACAUGGUAGUUAAGAAUAAUUAACAUCAAAUCCUUUUGAGGAGUAUUACUUAACAUACUGCACCAGCAGUUGAAACUCAAAAGAAUGACAUUGCUAGUAUUUUUAAAUUCAACAUCCAAGUCUUACUUUUUGUAAAAUUAAACAAGGCAAUUCAGUGAAACCUUGCUAUAAUGCGAUAAUUAGCAUAAUUAAAAUCAGAUUUCAUUAUAGAAGGGUCUGUUAAAGCAGGGAUUUCAAUAUUCCUAUGCUAAUAACAGUGAAAUUUUUAACAUAGAAAGAAAAAUGGUUUCCUUUAAAUAAGGGAUUUAUAAAUCGGGGUUAGAGAGCUAUGUCACGCUGAAGUAGGAAUAAUUAUAGUAGAUUUGUGAUUGUGUGGUACAAGAAUAUUGAUGUGUGGUUCGAGAGCAUAAAUUUUGUAUGCUAUUUUUUUGGUUUUGUACUUAAAUAAACAUGUGUAGUUUUGGGAGCUUUGCUGCGACUGUGUUAUGUCUAUAAGGGGCUCUACUGAAUAAGGCUUUUUUGUGUGACAUCAAUGUGGGAAUACUUAUUUACUUUACUUGUGCCUUUUGCCCCAUCGGUACAUAGGCUGUCUGCAAGAAUUUUCCAUUCAUUUUAGUCCUGUGCUUUCCUUCCCAGUUGCUUCCAAGUGUAUCCCAUUACUGUGUGUGUCUCUAGCUCGUAUCACAAUUAAUUCUUAUGCCUUUAUCUCCUUUUUCCUGUGGAUUCCUUGUUAGGAUUGUCUCCUGAUGUUAUCUGGGGGUUUGUGGAGGGUGUGCUAUAUCCACCUCCUUUUUUUCCUUAAGUCUUCAAUAGGCUCCUGGUAUGUCCUUUCUAGUAAGUCUUUAUUGGUGAUGGUGUUUGGCUAUUUGAUGUUCACAAUCUUUCUAGGGCAAUUGUUUAUGAAAGUCUGUACUUUCUGCAUAAUGCUUGCCUUGUUUCAAGUGUUAGCUCUCUAGAGUAAGACUGUCUUGACAUUUGUGUUGAUAAUUCUGACUUUGGUUUGUAGAAUCAGGUUCUUUUGACUCCCAUAUUUUCUUUAAUUGCACAAAAGCUGACCUAGCCUUUCCAAUUCUAGUCUUGACAUCUGCUUCGGAUCCACCAUUUAUGUCACAGCAAACCUGCCAGAAAGAAAUGCUCUUGGUUGGCUAAGUUUACCAUCAUGAUCUUUGUGUUGCUUUUAUUUAUAAAUGAGUCUGAGCUAUGCUGAAAUAGUGGCUACAUCUUUAGUCUUUUUCCUGCAUUUGUUGCUGAAUGAAUUCAAUGUGGGACUGUUGAAUUAUUUUUUUGCGUUUGUUUUUUUUUAUGCUUGAUUGAGUAAUUCUGUCUGGAGAUCCUAAGUUAUGGAUUAAAUAAUUGUUAUGGCAAGUAGUUGCUUGCAUUUAAUUUAAUAAUUUUUUUUCCCUAGGCUCUACAUGGAUGGAGUGUGAUGACCUCAAGUCUGUUAUUACUCGCUACUUGCAUGUAUCCCCUAACAUCCCAGCUGGCCAAGUACACAUGGUCAUGUGGGAGAGAAGGCUGACAUCACAGCAUACACUAGUCAUGCGGGAUACAGAGGAUACAAAGCUUCUUGCCUCUCUGGUGCUCACUGUGCAGCAGCCUAACACACAUCAGUCCACGGAUCCUGGUAAUCACUUAAAUAUUUACUAUUUUGGCUGAAAACUUUUACUUUUAUGCUUUAUAAUUAUCGUAGCUGUCAUUCAACACAAGUACUGAAAAGUAAUGCACUGGGAGUUACAAAUAAUUUUAACUUGAGAUUCAUAAUAAUACAUUUAAUUAAUAGUCAUACUUUUAUUUAAAUAUAAAAUGUAUAAUCUUCUAAGGCAAUAGAUGAGAUCCUUACAAUGUAUAAUUUUUACAUCAAUGCAGCUGCAAGACCAACAGGUGUACCAAGUGCUCCAUCGUUUCCAUCAGCAAGCACCCCACAAACAAGCUCUCUGUUGUCAGGACUUGGAACCCAAACACAAACCUUUACUCCUUACACACCAAGAGGCCGUGGCAGGGGAAGAGGAAGCAGGGGUUCAUAUGGUGGAAGAGGCAGGGGAGCAACUACUGCCAUGCCCGUAAGGCGGGCAACUCCAACCACCAUUACACAGAUUACACCUACAGGUACAACUACAUUACGAGCUCGCAGUUCCCCUCAGAUUGUCAGAUUGCCAAUGUCUGCUUUAACAGGCUCAACACUGAGGGGCGGGACCAUGCCAGGUGCAAGAUAUGUUCUCGUUGGUAACUCUCAAGCUGGUACGUCAGGCACAGGAAGUGGUGGAACUAGUAAAGUUGUGGUUGUAAGGUCCCAAGGAAGUACAAGCAACAUUACUGCCACUCAGCUUCUCCAGCUGCUACAGAGAACUGGUGCCCUUAAUCAGGCAGGAAGCAGAAUAACCACUACCACCUCCGGUUCUGGUACCUCUAGCACUUCCUACCUCGUCCAACCAGAUGGAACACUUGUUACAACAGGAGCACCCGAUUUAAUGGAAGCUUCCUCUCAGCAAACUACCGAACAAGCAAUGCAAGACCAGUCAGAUCCCUCCUUCCUAAAUUCUGAUGGGGUUGCAGAACAAAUACAAGAAUCUCCAGAGACUGAUCCAGAAAAAUAUGGGGAAGAAUCAUCUCAAGUCAGCACACAUGCUGAACACCAAAUAAGCACACUCCCCUUCCCAACACCAACGGCUACACCAAUCAAAGAACACCCAGAAACCAUCAUUGUCUCACCGGAUGCAGGAAUGUCUCCAACUGCAGCUUCAGAAGCUUUUAGCAGUGAAUCAGCUGUUAAAACCCUGUUGACACAGAACCAACAGCAGCCAAGCAGAUACAUACAGAUACCCAAUCCUUCAGGGGGAGGUGGAACUAUUUUGACUCAGCUUGUUAUGAGGGGAGGCAAAAUGGUUUUAGUGCCUGUGGAUAAAAACACUCAAGCUCAGGUUACUGGCACAUCGGUUCUAAAAUUACCCAACUCACCAUCAGGCUCACCAAAAAUAGCAAUUCGAGCUGGGGGAACAAAUCCUCAGAUUAUUUCAGCAUCUUCAGCUGGAGCUCUCCUGUCCCAGUUGCAGCAACAGCAGUCGCAGGGGAUUAUCUCCCUUUCACAGAUCUCGGGUAUCAGUACUGCUACUGUCAGCAAUGUAGGAGCCCAGCGACGCAUCACACUGCCAGCAGGUAAUGCUGCUGGGAAAAAGACAAUCCAAGUGAUUACUGUUCCACGUUCAGCAAAUGCAGCUCAGAUAAACCAGGCAGGCACAAAAACAAUUAUGAUGAGUUCCUCUAGCAGCCAGCAAACCACAACCACUCCCAGUGUAGGCAGCCCAAGACUUGCCACACCUGUGGAAACAACCACUAUUGAUGGUAGGAUUCUCUCACAGUCUGGAAACAUUGUCAUCCGAGAGCUGAAGCGAGGGGAGACCGAAACUGCACCAACCAUGACAACAUCACUGGGCAGCACUAGUCAGUUGACACCAACACCAGCAGUAUCCCUCCUUAGAGAUGUGUCUGCUAGAAGUUCAACGUCCUUGCUUACGACAUCCCCUACUAGUCAACAGCAGAAAUUGCAAGAAAGUUUUAGGUAGGUCUUAUAAAUAAUUACUACAAAAUUUGUCACAUUUUUUAAAAUUUAUAUCAAUUUACUAAUUUAAAAAUAUACAUUGCACUAACUAAGCCGGUCACAACCUUUUUAAUUGGGUGAGUGAUGGUAUACGGUGCAUACAUUAAGUAAAGCAUAUUUCUUUCUCACUAUUGAUAACUUAUUCAGCUGUGAUCUACGUAAAGGCUGCAGCUAAGUUAUUAUUGGAACAAAUACCCACCCUUUUUUAAAUUAAAUAUAUAAAUAAAAAUGUGAAUAUUUUCUGAAUUAUCAAAUGAAAAGUUAAAUUAUAUUUUGGAAAAUAAUCAAUUUUAAAAAAAAUUCCUUUUUUUAACCACACAGAUACAUCCUGCCUGGCUCAAGCACUACUCAUAUCCUUCACACAGGGGCCAGUGGGACCCAAGGAAAUAUUGGGAGCACAGGGAGAGCCUUUACGGCAUUGUCUGCAUCUGGAACAAUCAUCGGUGGCCAACUCACACCAUCUCCCACAACCUCAGCUAUCGGCACAUCUCCAAUGGACCAAGAUAUGGCAUUGGGUGACUCGGAUGACAGCAGCUCUGCCAUUCUCAUGCCUAAUCGACGACUUAUUAAGGAAAUGGAUACCACUGAAUACAUCCCUCUGGGGCGUGGGCGGGCUAAAACAAGAGGUGGUAGAGGUAGAGGAAGGGGAGGCAGGACGCCUAGAGGAAGAGGCCGUGCCCAAAUAUAUUCACCUGAUGCUGAUUAUAUGCCCCCAUUACAGAUUUCCAACCGUAAAAUAUCUACACUACCGGCCGAUCUGAGACAAAUAGGUGCUCAUGUAAUUGAGUCCAGUACCGAGUCUGUAGAUGGUGUACCUGUUGUCUCCAUUCCUGAACUACCUAAUUUGGAGUCGCAGCAAACUGAGGCUGAAAACUUUGAAUCGGCUCAAGUUGCUGAUGCUUUGGAGCCAAUUAUUCCUUCUUUGCCUGAUACUCAAGUUCAAUCUUGUGCAGAUGAAACUCAAGAAAAUCAGGUUCCUGAGUUAGCAAUGAGUCCUCAAGGUCCUCGUGUAAUCACACAACCUAUUCCUUCUAUCAAGGCCAAUCAUGGCUUUGAUAUUCUCACACAGGGAAUAUUAGGGGGAGCUGCUAACAGACCCCCUUCGCUGCCUCAGACUAAACAGGCUCGAAGUCUUUUGACAGGCUCUCCAGUUUCAAUAGCUCAUACUGCAUCUUCAGAUUCCACCACAAGUGUUACAACCAUCUUAGAUGCUUCCACCAUCUUAGAUACUUCUUCUCUCACAUCUGUAGCAUCAAAAACACAGCAAACCUUGUCUUUGGGUCAAUCUGUCAGUCAAGCUGAGAUUGACACCUUAAUUCAAGCUGCUCAGGCCGCAGCAAAGCCCGGCAAACCUGCUGUAACGUCAUCCAUGGUCACUACCACAAGCGUUAUUACUCAAAACAAGUCCACUGUUAGCAUCCUCCCAAUGACCAGCCUGGAUAUGAUGAGCCCACUGAAAAAGGAAAGUGUUUUUGGUUUGGAAGAUUUUGUAAGCAAAACUGAGGAAAGUGGUGAAUUGGAUGAUCAGAUAAUUGAAGAACACAAAACAUCUUCACAGGAAUUAGAUAGCAAAUACAAACAGGAGGAAGAAAGCAUUGAAAGCGAGCAAAGGAUUAUGAGUGUUGAUGAAAGCCAGGUGAGUGCAGCUGAAAGGUACAGAAUGCCAGUGGAACUCUUUCAACCAGAUGAUGAAUCUCCCGAAAAACCUUUUUUAAGGUCUGAGGAAUGUUUAACCAAGCUUGGAGUUGAGCUGCCUUCUAAACUCUUUCAGGAUUCAGAGGUAAGCUCACAAGAUGAAGAGAUUGCAGUGACUCCCGUUGUUUCACAGAAAGGGGCUGCUCGACACAAAACUAUUAAUGAAAUAGAAAUGGACAAACGGGCAUCUCGUUUAGGGGCUGAAACAGCUGCCAUCGCAACAAAAAAAUUACACCAGAAAAUCAGUACAAAAGCAAUAUUUGGUUUGGAGCCUGAAGACACUGUUAGUGCAGACAUUGAUAUUGAGACAGCUGAAGAUUUGGUAAGUGUUUCAAAACCCAAAAAAGUUUCAGCAACCGAUAAAAAACAGAAGCACCAAAACAGCAGCAGUAAAAAAAUAAAGAAAAAAUCCAGCAACUCCCAAGAAGCUUUAAAAUCAGAUGACUUGAACUUGGAAACUUGUACCAAUGUUUCCUCUCUGGAUGAGAAAAUUGCACAGAUUAUCUCUAGUCCCAAAGUAGAAUCUAAUGCGAGAAAAACCCCAGCUAACAUUGUCAAACCCAAAACAAGCAUAGGUGGCUUUGCCACAGAUCUACUAAUGGAGUCAGAAAAAGAAGAAAUGCUUAAUCUUGAGAAGGAAGUAGAGACAGAAUGUGCACAAGAAAUUAAAAAACAAAUGGAGGAGAAACUGUCAAUUGAAAGUGGAUCUGCUGCUAUUGCAGACUCAAUAAAAUUGAAUGAAAAAGUCUUAGCAGAUGAAUGUAUGGUUACUCUGGAAGAUAACAAGGAAAAUGAUAUUAAUGAUGCUGAGAUGGCCUCAAAAGAGGUAGAAAAACCUAUUAAUGUAAAAGUGGUAAGGAAACGUUUAAUUUACCCACCAGCAUUUGUGCGACAUAAGAGGCACAAGGCUGACUGGAGUGUUCAAUUGGAAGAGGAUUCGACUGAAAAUGUAUUACCAGAACAAACGUUCAACUACCGUGUUCUGCAAGGCAUACUGAGACCAUCGCAUCGGCACCCAUCAUUAGACCCUUCACAAGAAUUGUAUAUUACCUUCCCUACCCCAUUACCUCACAUUAGCUCUAAAAAAAACAUGCUGCCUGUCCAGCCUGCAGUAGUCAAGCGUCGUAAUCGUAAAGAUCUUCAAAGGCCUCAAGUUGAUCCAUCUAAAGAACCAACUGUUAUUCCUCUGGUUCCAGAAGAUGAAGGUGACCCAGCUUGUACAGGAGGUUCUGUUGUGACUAGUCCCAUUAAUGGGGAGAUAUUUUGUGGUGUAAUUUUGAAAAAAAAAUUGGAAACUGCUGACUGGAGCAGCUCUGUUGAAGAAGGGGAAGAGGAAGAAAUUUUUGAGGAGGGGGUAGACAUAAAAUCUUUACAGCAUGAAUAUUGUGAGCAGUUGCGAACAGUGUACUUUAUGGAGGCUGGAGAUUUGAGCAUGUUGGAAGAGAGCUGGAAUAGUAAUGAGGAUUACGAGGAUGUUGAUUCGGAAAAGAUGUCGAUUAAAGAUGAAGACACUGGUGAAGAAGAUAUCUCACUUCAGGUGGAGAAAAAUACAGUGUCUGAUCAAGUCAUGGAACAACCAUUAGAAAUUCCUCAAGUCUUUGAGCCUUCUCAAGAGGCUAAAAAUGAUUCCAUUAACAAUGUUAGUGUGGUAACACAACAGACUCCAAUUGAGCAAACCCCUGUUCUCAAGAAGAAACGUGGAAGACCCAAGAAAGUCUCGACACCCAAUGUUCAGCCCACUCAAGCACAGGAAUCAACAGGUGAAAAGCAAACUUCAUUUCAAGAGACCCGAGAUGAUCACACAUCUGGCGGUUCCCAGGAUGGGGAAGCUGGAGAUGUUUCCUCAAAAUCCACUCCAUCUCGACUCAAUGGUAUUGAAACUGAAUUGCCAGCUCAGUCUCAGUCAGGAACCAAAACAGAUAUCAUUAUCCCUCAAAGAGACUCAGUGGCAGCACCAUCUUUUCCAUCUCCCUCACGGCGUUCAGGUCGGACACCCAUCCCUUCAAAACGUGUGUUAGAUGCUCUGGAGGAUAGCCCUGCGCGUGUCUUGCUGAAGAGCAGAAGAACUUCAUUUGUUAGCUCUGAUGAUGAGCAUUCCAGCUCGAGUAAUGGGGAAAAUGUUGUGAAAAAACUGAAAAAACAGAGUGUUGUCCCCACAUAGCACUGUGUUAUGUUUGAUCUUGUUAUGUAAUUUUACUACAAUACCAAUACUGUAACCUGUUCCUUACUUAGUGGUGUUUGGAUAUGUCAAUGUAAUUAUUUGGCUCCUUUGGAAAUUUUAACAGUUCUAAAAAUGUUAAUGGCUCAUGCUCAAAUGUGCUCUUACCUCCCAUUGGAUUUGGGCAUCAAAGUCAAAGCUAUGUACCUAAAGUAAUGGUACUUAAAAUACCAUAUCGUGAACACGUAUAUGAGUUGUCAACAGGGUAUAGCCCAAGUAGCCAACUGUAAAUUAAAAUGAAGUAAGUUUUGGCAGUUUUAGUUGGAAAUUGGUCUCUAAACGGAGGAAAGAGUACUCCUGGUUGACUCAUAUUUUUACUCAUAUGUAAGUGCUUGUGAAUAGGGACUGAGUUUGAAAAUGAUGGAAGAACAAUUCCAAUAAAGAUUUUUAAAAAUGGCACCAAGUAACAGUUAAGCAGUAUUUUGUUAAGAAAUUUCAACAGCUAACCUAUUCCCUGUAUUGGAAAGGUGCGCUGUCAACUGAAGGGGUGGUCUGAUGGAGCUUUCAGGGAAUUCCACUUUUGCUGAAACUACACGUUCCUAAAAAAUUUGAAACCUCGUACACAAUGGGCAGAAAUGUUCCACACUACAGCAUUCAGGCCGGCAUACCUGGUCCGUCAGAGUUGUCCAACCUGUAAGACAGUACAAAAAACUCCUCAGUCCUUACAAAGUUUCAAGAAUGGUCGUCUUUGACUGAGGGUGAAUGCAGAAACUACUGGAGAGUGUGGUUCUCUAUUAAAAAAAGUUCUUGUCAGCAGACUUAUCCCCGGUAUACUUCAAAAACUGCAAAAUUUCAUAACAACAGAAUGCAUAGCUGUGUUAAUUGGUGCCAUCUGAUUAAAUCUAUCUUGCCAUUGUCUUACUACCUACUAAAACUCUGUCCUUAUUCACAACCUACUGAUGAGUGAAAACUAUGAAUAUGAUUUCUGACAACUGCCAAACAUGUCUUCGUUAAGACUAUUGUGAACAUGUGACAAUUGGAGAUAUGCACCUUUGGAAAACCCACAUACUUGUUCAUAUGUUGGAGUUUCAGUACUGUCACUUUUUGUGCAUGCUGUAGUUGUUAUUCUGGUUAGGUUGAGUUGAAAUUGGAUUUUUAAUUUAUUCAGAAUUUUUUUAAAAUGUUGAAUAGAUUACUAUGGUUUCAUAAAAGUUGGUAUAUACAUUGAUAUACAUCUGUUUAUGUUUUUUUGCUUAGUUUUCUAUACUCAUGUAACUAUUCUUGUUUGUCAUACAUUGUACAUCUCCUGUACAUAUUGUUGCAAAAAAAUAUAAAUAAAAUCACACUGCACUACAUGGCUCUCUUCAGAUGACCAACUAAUAACAUUUUUUUUUUUUGCCACUCGCUACUAACAGCCAAAUUAUAAUUUUUUAAGAACAGAAUUCAAUUUUGAUUUACUGCAUUUUUUCAAUUUAUUUAACACAUUUCAAAUGUAUUCCACUCAAAUUAAACUUUGGUUGUUAUAACAUUGAAUUAUAAAUAAAUGUUUUCU
Messenger RNA from Lymnaea stagnalis (great pond snail), 20829 nucleotides. The record is from the annotation of a GenBank genome assembly. NCBI's taxonomy places the organism in Eukaryota, Metazoa, Mollusca, Gastropoda, Lymnaeidae.